Plutella xylostella (diamondback moth) is the source of this 892-nucleotide messenger RNA. RefSeq lists its product as uncharacterized. Lineage: Eukaryota; Metazoa; Arthropoda; Insecta; Lepidoptera; Plutellidae. The record is from RefSeq and is a predicted model, not a curated record.
AAUGUAUAUAAAUGUCGGUGGGAAAUACAGGUUUUUAUUACAGUCUUGGGGUUUUCCCGCCAAGUUGCUCGCUGUCGCGGAAAAUAUUUAUUUUUAAUUCAAAAUGGCGAUUGGAUUAAAGUUGUUUUUUCUGAUUAAUGUCGUAGUUGGGCUAACCUUAGCAAGUCCUCUGCACGGAGGACCGGAAGGAGACGACCGGAAAUUUGGUAUUUCCGUUCAUUGGAGGAAUGCCCCGGCCAACAGCUCAGACGCAGCUGAGGACAAGAAACACCACAUCACGCUGUCCUGGAGAGAAGGCGAAGCUGUGAACCCGGAUGGCACCAGAAAACAACACGUCAACGUAUUAUUCAAGGGAGCUGAAGCCACACCCCAGGGUCCUGAGGGCAGGAAGCACGGCAUUCAUGUCACAUGGAAGGGAGCUCACGUGGAGCCCCGCGAGGAAGGCAGCUCGGACAGGAAGGGACACCACAUCGGCAUCUCGUGGAAGAGCCUGGCCACGGAGCAGGGCAGCGACAGCGAGCAGGGCUCCGACAGGAAACAUCACGUCACGUUCACGUGGCGCGCUGCCCCUGGAGCUGACUACAGCAACGAGGUGGGCCCUGACGGACGCAUCCACUAUGUAUUCACGUUAAGAAACGCUAACAGCUCCGACUCUUCAACCGACAAGAGGUUCCCGUGGUCGUUCUUCGGCAGCAUGCUCGGCUCAGCUUUCUCGAGGGACGCCCCUGCUGAUGCCAGGAAGCACCACAUCACGUUCUCAUGGAGGGAGGGAGGAAGCCUAGCCGACCCGGUGGUGUCCACAGACGCCGGCAGCGUGGUCGCCCCCGAACCUCAGGCCCAGAGCACCCAGGAGGAGCAGGCGUCCCAGACUGACGCUGCUUCGUCCACGUAA